This is a messenger RNA of Striga hermonthica, 2205 nucleotides long. Lineage: Eukaryota; Viridiplantae; Streptophyta; Magnoliopsida; Lamiales; Orobanchaceae. The record is from the annotation of a GenBank genome assembly.
AUGCAUUCUUCACCUGGUCAGAAGCAAACAGCCAAACUCUGGCUCCGAGGUUGUUGUCCGAACCCUGUCUCCAAACCACCGCCGGAACACGAAAACGAUCAUCCCGGCCGGAAUCUCACGAGCACUUCCGCCGCCGCCUGCCGCCGCGAAUUCGCCGCCUCGACCACUUCCUCUCUAUUCCCGAACACACACUUCACGAACCACGAGUCCAUCCCCACACUCCAAGAAUCGUUUGUCGAGUUCAUCAAAACCUACCCGAAAUACUCCGACACUGCCCCCAUCGACCGUAUACGAGCGCGCGAAUAUUCCCACCUUUCCCUCUCGGACCACGUUUGCCUCGACUACAUCGGAAUCGGCCUCUUCUCUCAAUCCCAAGUCAAAUCCCAAUACGCCUCGAUCAUACCAAAACAGAAACGGGCCUCACAGCCCGAUUAUGCAUUGUUUGGCGUGAAUUUCAAGCCCGUGAGUUUAAAGUCACAGCUGCUUCAUUGUCACGGACGAGACGGGUACGAGCUCGAGUUAGCGAUCGAGAAACGAGUAGCCGACUUUCUGAACCUGUCCCGGGACGAGUACAGCAUGGUUUUCACGGCUAAUAAAUCGGCUGCCUAUCGGCUCGUGGCCGAGUCGUACCCUUUCCAGACGAACCGGAAAUUGCUGACUGUUUACGAUCACGAGAGCGAGGCCGUGAAUGCAUUGACGAAUGUUUCGGAAAGGAGAGGGGCCCGCGUGAUGUCGGCCGAGUUCAAGUGGCCGAGGCUGAGAAUAAACUCGGCAGGACUGAAGAAGAUGCUCGUUCGGAAUAAGUACGGCAAGAAAGAAAAAAAACGCGGGCUUUUCGUGUUCCCCCUUCAGUCGGUUCUGAGCGGGGCGAGCUACUCGUACCAGUGGAUGAAAAAGGCUCGGGAGCACGGCUGGCACGUCCUGCUCGACGCCUGCUCGUUGGGCCCGAAAGACAUGGACAGCUUCGGGCUCUCGCUCUUCCGGCCCGAUUUCCUCGUCUGCUCGUUCUACAGAGUGUUUGGGGAGAACCCAACCGGGUUCGGAUGCCUCUUCGUGAAGAAAUCGAUCGUCCCGAUUCUUCUCGAAUCCUCCUCCGCCUGCGGAGGAAUCGUGUCCAUCACGCCCCCGAGGAAUAUUCUUUUUCUUCCGGACGAUUCCUCCUCGUCAGGCGCCGGCACGGAAAUCGAGAUAAAUCGAGAGGAUAUCGAAUGCCGGUGCUUGGAUCAUGUGGACUCGUUGGGGCUGAUGCUUGUUGGCUGCAGGGGAAGGUACUUGAUCAACUGGCUGGUGAGUGCACUGAUGAAGCUUCAGCACCCGAACAGGCUCGAGAAUUUCCCGCUGGUCGCGAUUUACGGGCCCAAGGUGAAGUUCGACCGGGGGCCAGCGCUGGCGUUCAACAUCUACGACUGGAAAGGGGAGAAAGUCGAGCCGGUUCUUGUGCAGAAGCUGGCCGACAGGAGUAAUAUUUCGGUGGGGCACGGAGUAAUGAGCCACAUUUGGUUCGGGGAGAAGUCUGAAGAGGCGAAGAGGGUGGUAUUGGAGAGGUGUGGGGAAGGUGACAGUGAAAAUGGCAGCGGCAGAAGUGGGAAGGGUGGUGUGGGGAUCAAAGUGGUGAGUGUGGCACUGAGUUUCUUGGCGAAUUUUGAGGAUGUGUACAGGCUGUGGGCUUUCGUGGCCCGGUUUCUGGAUGCGGAUUUUGUGGAGAAGGAGAGGUGGAGGUACACGGCCCUGAAUGAGAAGACCAUUGAAGUCAACAUCCCCGUCGCUCGUGAGGAAGAACAGGCCCUAGGCGGGGACCGAUUCAGAGACCACCGGCGAUCAGACGCCGGAUUUGCGCUGGGCGGUGACCGAAAGGAGGGCGACACUCUAGAGGCGCCCCGUUUUCACGAACGGCGGCCGACUGGGGUCGAUUUCGAGACGCGCUGUGACCGUAAGGACCAGCGUCCAGCCGUUGACUUCGGUGACGGCGGUUAUCGCGGCUGUUGGCCCCGCGACCGGUGGAGUACUUCUGCCGAUUUGGGCGUUCCGAAGGGUCGCACACCUUUUUGGAGCUACAGGUUUGAUGCUCCGUGGCCACGCCAUCCCAAAAGACCGGCGACGACUUUUGAGGGGUUUUCUGGCGGCUUUCGGGCUCGCGAUCUGAGGAGGGAAGACGGUGGUCGUGGUGCAACCUGGGAUGGUGACGGACGCUGCGUCACGGAGUGA